UUUUUUUCCGCAUGGGGCUAGCUUGCGAUGGAGAGCUAGGAGAUCGCAGACAAAUGGUCCCCAUGACCCAUUCGACCCCGACUAGCGCGGCGGCAAGCAGUUGGUAGGAAGUUCGGUGUAGAACAGGUCGGGGGUGUCUGAAUCCACCUCCAGCCCGUUGCUGGAAACGUGAGCACCAAGGAUCGUGCUACGUAUCGGGAUCAGUUGUCGCUUCCUGGCAUUCGCCGUAGAGCCUUUACGUGAUGGUGCUCUGUUGGCCUCAUAUCCUAGCCUCUUGUCCGGCUCGGGGUGUACUCAAUCUAACCCUGGAACGUGUUCCCGCUGCCAACUCGUCGCCUUCGUUGUACCUGUACUCCAACGAGCUCACCACGCUGCCUGAGGGAAUCUUCGGGGGUCUCACGGCCUUGGAAGAGCUGUACCUGUACUCCAACGAGCUCACCAUGCUGCCUGAGGGAAUCUUCGGGGGUCUUACGGCCUUGGAAGAGCUGUACCUGUACGACAACAUCCUCACCACGCUGCCUCAGGGGAUCUUCGGGGAUCUUACGGCCUUGACCUUGCUGUAA
Messenger RNA from Ectocarpus sp. CCAP 1310/34, 563 nucleotides. Lineage: Eukaryota; Phaeophyceae; Ectocarpales; Ectocarpaceae. The record is from the annotation of a GenBank genome assembly.